Paramecium sonneborni is the source of this 1092-nucleotide messenger RNA. NCBI's taxonomy places the organism in Eukaryota, Ciliophora, Oligohymenophorea, Peniculida, Parameciidae. The record is from the annotation of a GenBank genome assembly.
AUGAAUGAGAAUAUAUGUUAAUAUUGUAAAAUGAUAUUUGAAUCAAAUGAAUAAUUGGCAAAUCAUGUUAAAAGAGUAUUAAAGCAUAAAUAGAGGAUAGUUUUGUAUAAAUUCUGAUUAUGGUAAUUCAAAUAAAUUGGAACAGAAACAUGAUUAUGUAACAAAAUCAGGAUAUGCAGAAUUGAAACCAAGUGUAAAACAGUAGGAUCCACCAUCAGUUAAGAAUUAAGUGGAUAUACAUUAGUAUGUAGAUUUAAUAAAUCAGGACUAAAUAAAAUCUAAUCUUAAGACUAAUGAUGAUGAUUUUAAGAAUUUAGAAAAUGCAGUAUUGACAAAGAGAGAGGAUGAAUUAAUUGAUUAAAUAGAUAAGUUAAAGUAAGAUAGAUAAUAAAUGAGAGUGGUUAAUGAUUAAGAUGAACACAUUUAUUCAAUUCUGUUACAAGAAGUAGAAUUAAAGAUGGAGAGAGAAUUUCAAUGUAGAAUUGAAAAAGAACAAAUUCGUAAAGUGAUCAAUGAAAUAGAUUCAUGGAAGAUGUCAGUAUUAGAAGAAUAAAAGAAAUAGAUACUUGAAAAACUAUUAGUAAAAAGAGAAGAUUUGAAAAAUAAGCAAUUAUAAUUAAUAGAAGAUAUAAGAAUAUAUACAAGAGGACAUAAGACGUUCUUUUCUAUGGAAUAAGCAUAAAGAAUUACCGAUAAUAGAAUAAUAGCAUCCGCUUAAUAUUCAGAGGCUAAAUAUAAUUAGUUAAAUUACACACAAGAUUAGAAUAUUUGGAUGCAGAGAGAAAUAGGAUUUUGGAUAAUUUAGAAAGAAUCAAAUUAGGUGAUUUUGGAGAAGUCAGAAGAGGAGAGUCAUCAAAGAAUAGUAUAAGAAAUAGCUAAUAAACAUUAAAUGAUUAAAGUUAGAUAAGAAAUCAUUAGAAUUAUGAAGAGAUUGCUAGAAUGAAAGAGAAGAUAGCAUAAGAUGCUUAGAGAUUAGAUCAAUUGAAAAGAGAAUAAAUGGAACGAGUAGAUAGAUUAAAAACAGCUAGACCUUAAUCUCAUUUAUCAAAUUAAGGGAUAGAUGAAUUAUAAUAAUUAAAGAAUGAUUAUUGA